This is a messenger RNA of Formica exsecta, 2325 nucleotides long. RefSeq lists its product as uncharacterized. Gene Ontology annotation, molecular function: protein binding. NCBI's taxonomy places the organism in Eukaryota, Metazoa, Arthropoda, Insecta, Hymenoptera, Formicidae. Bases 1 to 2325 code for a protein of 774 amino acids. The record is from RefSeq and is a predicted model, not a curated record. The transcript has 8 exons.
AUGUUUCCGCUAAAGCAAAAGUGCCUAGACGCGCUGUGUAAAAUGGUGGCAUGGGUAUACAUCGACAUGCGUAAUUUGAUGUGUCUGGACAACGAGAAAUUGAAAACGAGAUAUUUAAAACAUCACUUGGGAAUACGAGUUGUGACAUUGCCACGAGACAGCGAUCUCGCGUGGAUGUCGACUGUGAAUCCGAAGGAGACGCUGAAGAUGUUUCGUAGGAGAUUAGCCAUGGCAUCCACGCCUCUCGAACUUGCCUGGCUGCAUCAUGAAUUUUGCAAGUUUCUUAUCGACAUUCAUCGCUUCGAUUUGGCCAGAUUCUACGCGAAGAAGGGUCGCGACAUAGCGCAGAAGGCGGACUGCGAAGAGUGGGUCCUGAACAUCGAUCAUCUGAUACUGCAAAUAGAGAUUCAUCAGAAUAAUCGGAACGAGGCGAGAGACGCCGCAGUUUUAGCGCUCGCGUGCGCCAAAAAACUUGGUAUCGAUUAUCUGAUCGUCAUGUCAGUGUCGAAGAGGGAAGAAGCUCCCGAAGUCUUCAGGGAGGCUAUUCUUUAUCGUGAAUGGGGCUAUCGACUGGCCAGUCUGGGCAGAUACCCCUUGGCCAUAGAUUAUUUCGAGAAGGCAUCUAAAUCGGUCGAGGACCUCAGAACGUUAAUCGGUCUCUGUAGAACGCUCAUCAAACACACGAGAUACGUUGCCGCGGAAAAACUGUCGGAGAAAUGUAUGAAAAUAGAUCCCGGUCAUUACAAAGCGCGGCAGAUGCGGAUGGAGGCGCUUUUCCAGAUCGGUGAGUUCGGUUCCAGCCUGGCUCACGCCUACGAAGGCAUGCGACGGCACGGGAUGACCUUUGAGCACGGUGUCUAUCAGACGAACGAGACUGUUGAAGAUUGUAUCGGCCUGAAUACGUCUCCUAUGGCACUCCUGCUGCUAUAUCCGUGGAUACAACGGUUGUGCGAGCACCGUGAGCUUCUGAUCGGCAAGCUCGAGGUAGAGGAAGACGAGUUCGAAGGUAUCGAUGAGGAUAAGGCAAGAUUUAAAGUAAACGAUCCGGAAGUGCAACGUCAAGCGCAGAUGAAAAGACUGCAACGCGUCAUAGCGAAAUUGGAUAUGGGUGGCUUGACGACCGAUAAGGAUUUUCUCGAGGAGAUUGUGAACCGUCCGGAAAUCGUGGUUUCACCUAGUAAGAUCUCGACUGCCGAGCUGCUCGCUCUCGCGAGUACGUGCCAUCGAAACGCGAUGAACCUGCAGGAGCUUCUCCGAAUGAGACGACCGCUUUACAUUCUGCUCUUCCAGCGACGGAAGAUUUCGAAAGGAUGCAAAAUGAUGAUUGAACGCGAGCGAAAAUUGCGCAGGAACAUCAUCGUCUUAGAAGCGGAUUUUCUGUUGCACCGCGUGCACGUCGCGAAGAUCACCAAGGAUUACCCUACCUUUUUCAAACUCAUAAAUCGUAUCAAGAAUAAAUUUGACUCGUACUCGGACAAGAUGUUUCCGCUAAAGCAAAAGUGCCUAGACGCGCUGUGUAAAAUGGUGGCAUGGGUAUACAUCGACAUGCGUAAUUUGAUGUGUCUGGACAACGAGAAAUUGAAAACGAGAUAUUUAAAACAUCACUUGGGAAUACGAGUUGUGACAUUGCCACGAGACAGCGAUCUCGCGUGGAUGUCGACUGUGAAUCCGAAGGAGACGCUGAAGAUGUUUCGUAGGAGAUUAGCCAUGGCAUCCACGCCUCUCGAACUUGCCUGGCUGCAUCAUGAAUUUUGCAAGUUUCUUAUCGACAUUCAUCGCUUCGAUUUGGCCAGAUUCUACGCGAAGAAGGGUCGCGACAUAGCGCAGAAGGCGGACUGCGAAGAGUGGGUCCUGAACAUCGAUCAUCUGAUACUGCAAAUAGAGAUUCAUCAGAAUAAUCGGAACGAGGCGAGAGACGCCGCAGUUUUAGCGCUCGCGUGCGCCAAAAAACUUGGUAUCGAUUAUCUGAUAGAUUUCUAUGAAAGGGCCAUAAAAGCUGUGGACGAGCUGGACGUAGAGCGGAUCGGCGACUUUGACGACGUCACUGCCAGGCAGCAGCUUAUCCUCGAGCUGAUGCCGAAGGAGAUGAAGGGGGAGGUGGAUUUUCUGUGGCGGCGUAUGAACGUCGUGCCUGCCGAGAGACGACUCUCUGUCAUGCCGGGCUGCAAGCCGAUCGAUCGAAAGUUCAAAAUGCCCUGCAUGCGAAGGACCAUAUUGCCCAGUCCGCCGAAGGAUCCGAAAAGGGACGCCAGGAUCGUUCUGUUGAAGCAGUACGCCCCGUCUCACAAGCGACCGGGUUUCGUGAAUUUCGAAGAAUUCGAAUGA